AUGGACGCGGCCUCGGUGCUUCUCCCCAUCGUCCUGGCGCUGGUGGCGAUCCCGAUCUUGCUGGCGCUACUCGACUGGCUGCGCCUCCCGCCGGGCCCGUGCCCAUGGCCGGUGGUGGGCAACCUACGCCAGAUCAAGCACGUGCGGUGCCGCUGCUUCCAGGAGUGGGCGGAGUGGUACGGGCCAAUCUUCUCCGUGUGGUUCGGCUCCUCCCUCACCGUCGUCGUCUCCACGCCGGAGCUGGCCAAGGAAGUGCUCAAGGAGCACGACCAGCAGCUCGCCAACCGCACCCGGAACCGCUCCACCCAGCGCUUCAGCCGCAACGGCCAGGACCUCGUCUGGGCCGACUACGGCCCGCACUACAUCAAGGUGCGCAAGCUGUGCAAUCUCGAGCUCUUCACACAGAAGCGGCUCGAGGCGCUGCGCCCCAUCCGGGAGGACGAGGUCACUGCCAUGGUCGCGUCUGUCCACCGCGCCGCCAUCGGCCCCG
Molecule: messenger RNA, 490 nt
Organism: Aegilops tauschii subsp. strangulata
Lineage: Eukaryota; Viridiplantae; Streptophyta; Magnoliopsida; Poales; Poaceae
Source: RefSeq, a predicted model, not a curated record